Molecule: messenger RNA, 1985 nt
Organism: Symsagittifera roscoffensis
Lineage: Eukaryota; Metazoa; Xenacoelomorpha; Acoela; Convolutidae
Product: inositol polyphosphate 1-phosphatase-like
Exons: 2
Coding region: 196-1377 (393 amino acids)
Molecular function (GO): inositol-1,4-bisphosphate 1-phosphatase activity
Source: RefSeq, a predicted model, not a curated record
AGCCGUGAAACUGUAUGAACGAACCAACUACUUGAGAGUACAAAGAAUACAAACCGCCAAUUUAUUCACACUGAUCACACAAACAACAGAUAAGUUCACUCAUUUCAGGUGAUUUGAAUUGAUCAAAAUCGAUACCAUUGUUUUCUUUAAUGAUUCUUAGAUAACGAACAGUCAUAACUAACAGCUGCUCGAGUUAUGACUUUGGGUGGUGAGUUAUUGAGCGCGCUUUGUAAUUCAGUCGAGCGGGCUUGCUUGAUAGCCGUGGAGCUGAAACGAUUCCUAUGUAAUUCUCUAAUAGAAGCUAAAGAAGACGAAUUAAAAAACGAAAAUGCCCAGUCUGAUUUUAAAACAUUCGCAGAUGUGCUGAUUCAACAAGUAAUCAUACGUGAUUUGGAAUCGAGUUUCUCAGAGUUGAAAGGACAAGUUUUUGGGGAAGAGUCGGAUAAAAUUACGGUUCACGGCAAAGUUGUGCCAGUAAAGUUAUCAGAAUCCGAUUCAGAUGUUGUGCAAACACAUCAUGUUUUGUCUGAGGUUCUCAAAAAUAAAGAAUGCAUCGAAACGUUGAUUGACAUAAUUCACAGAAAGGGUAAAUUCCAAGAAAAUUUAUGGAUGAGCGGAGAUUUCGAUGACUUUGAAAUCGAUCUGGGAAAUCUUGCGUUUUGGAUUGAUCCUAUCGACUGUACCAAAGAAUACAUUAAAGCUGCUAUCAAAGACUGUCGUGAUUUUGACAACCGCAGAACGGUGGAGCAAGGGCUUCCAUGUGUCACAUGUCUAGUCGGAGCUUUCGACGUCACCUCAGGAACUCCUAUUUUGGGGGUAAUCGCGCAACCCUUUGUCUCUACUUCGGUUUCCAUCAAACCAAGAACAUCCGAAGUCUUCAAUUCUGAACUUUUCUGGGGCAUCUGCACACCCAAAUUAAAAGCAACUAACAUAAAUCAGGAAAUUGUGAAGGAAAUUGGAAUUGCUAGAAAAGCUAAUGCGAGUACCGAACUCCCUGUGACAGUUUUGUCCAAAUCUAGUAAUGAUUUUCUCCAGGCACUCAGCGGUCAUUUCGACUCUAUAAGGACAUGUGGAGCGGGCAAAAAAUGUUUGACAACCCUUUUGGGUUUUUCGGAUUGCUUUAUAAAUUCAUCCGGAGGAGUUUAUUUUUGGGAUAUGUGUGGACCCCAUGCUAUUUUGUUGGCACUUGGCGGAGAAAUCUUUUCGUUGAUGGAAUUCAAAGAAAAUGGUCUAGAAAUGAAGCCAAUCAGAUACGCUGUUCCUUCGAAAUUUCCUCUGGAACAAGUAUCAGAGUGCUGUCUCAAAAAUGGCUUCAUCUAUGCUCUGGAAUAUGAAAAAGUCCUGUCAAAAUUGAAACCGUGCUUUUUAUCAGAGUGAGAAUAGAAGUAAGUCUUAAGUUUGCUUCGAUCUAUGGCGUCCAAGAAACCCCAAAGGCUUCAUAAUUUUGUAAUUUCAUAAAUAGUUUAAUCUAGCACUGCGACAAGAGCGUUCGGCUCUUUUUCCUUUUUCCCACCACCUCACUCAAACAUGAAUUUUAUGGUCUAACGAGUGGUUUUACAAGGUUAAUUAUGAAGACCAUAUAUGCUUGUUAUGGCCUAGUUAGUCUGCAUGUCAAUUUUCACGAAAAUCGGACAAAGUGAACAGUAACUUCAAAUAUAAAAGUUUGCAGGUGGGGGGGAAAAGGAAAAAGAGCCGAGCGUCCUAAUUCUUUAAAUUAUCAAUUCGUUUAGUGUUUUUGUGUUUACGAUAAUAAUUGAAGAAAAGUGCUGAACUGAACUGGAUGUUUUCAAAGUUUUGUGCUUUUCAAGGAGAUUGUUUUGACAAUAAAAAAAUAUAUAUAUUUUUUCUAAGCGCAACAAAGAAUAAAAUUUUAUUUUGUAACAUCCACUUUCAAUUUAUUCCCUUUUCCAAUUUAAAUGAUCAUAAUUUUAAAUACUUAUACAAUUUUACUCCCUGUAUUAUGAAACAUAUGUAUAUUUGUGACC